AUGGCUCACAAUGGGGAAGACAAUAAGAGUGUCAUAAUUGAGGCCCGAGAUGAUGCUCAAUUGGAAACUCUUGGCUACAAACCCGUGUUACACCGAACAUACACUCUCUUUGAGAACUUCUCAACAUCCUUCGCUGCCUUGUACUUCGUUGGAGGUGUAAGAGUUACUUACACCACUGGAAUCGCCUCCGGAGGUCCUUUAGCUUAUUGGACGAGUUAUCUUGUAACAUGCUUUUUUACCUUCAUAACUGCAGCCGUCAUAGCAGAAGUCUGUUCUGCGUCACCUUCAGCUGGUUCCAUCUAUCUUUGGGCAGCUGAAGCUGGAGGAGCCAAGUAUGGUCGACUUUUAGGAUUUGUUGUUGCCUGGUGGAGUACAACUGCUUGGAUGACCUUUUGUGCAAGCAAUACCCAAGGAGCUGUCAAUUAUAUGCUUUCGGAAAUCGUUGUCUUCAACGUUGAUUUUCCAACGGAUACCAGUGAUAUCAAGUUCCGAGCAGUCCAAUGGAUUUGUACUGAGAUUCUCCUCGCACUAGCCGCAAUCGUGAAUUUUCUACCACCUCGUCUUUUUAAGUAUGUCUUCUGGGUAUCGAGCUUUUUAGUCAUGCUUGAUUUCCUUCUUAACCUCAUCUGGUUACCAAUAGGAGCUGCCCGAACCAUCGGUUUCCGAUCCGCAGAGGAGGCGUUUAUGACAACCUACAAUGGAACCGGUGCACCUGCUGGAUGGAAUUGGUGUUUGUCUUAUCUCGCUACUGCUGGUAUCCUCAUUGGAUUUGACGCUUCUGGACACGUUGCGGAAGAAACCAAAAACGCUUCGAUCACAGCCGCCAGAGGCAUAUUCUGGAGUGUGAUUGUUAGUGGAGUAGGAGGGUUUGCCACCAUCAUUCUAUUUCUGUUCUGCACACCUGAUCCAGAUACUCUGUUCUCUUACGGCUCGCCUCAACCAUUCGUACCUCUCUAUGCCGUUGUCUUAGGACAAGGUGGACAUGUCUUCAUGAACAUCAUUGCAGUGGUUGCACUUUGGUUCAAUACCGCAAUUGCUAUUGUCGCUGCAUCUCGACUUGUCUUCGCAGUGGCUCGUGAUGGUGUUCUUCCAUUCUCGGGUUGGGUAUCACGCGUUUCAUCUGAAGGUCAACCCCGAAACGCUGUCCUUGUAAUUUGGGGUUGUGCCUCGCUUGUGACUUGCACCAUCUUACCUUCUGCAGUCGCAUUCACAUCCCUCAUAUCCGCUGCUGGUGUUCCAUCGGCAGCCGCAUAUGGACUUAUUGCUUUUGGAAGAUUUUUCUUGACACCAAAUACAUUUCCCAAGCCAAGAUGGAGUUUAGGUAGAUGGAGUAGACCAUUUCAAUUCAUCUCAAUCUUUUGGAAUGGUUGGGUUGUGGCAAUCCUUUUCAGUCCUUAUGAAUUCCCUGUCACUGCAGCUACAUUGAAUUAUGCGCCAAUAAUCAUGGCAGGUGUAACAAUCCUAGCACUGAUUUCCUGGUGGUUUACACCCGUUGGAGCAUGGCUUCCCCGAGAACGCAUAUCACAUUUCGUGGAAAGUGAAGGAGCGCCUGCGGAAGGUCUCCGACAAGAACCGGAUGAACAACUUCAGGUGCCUGAGGUAGAAGGGGAUGCGGUCCCAGCUACCUAUUCUGAGAAUGGAGGGCUUUUAGAUGGGACCGCGCAGGAACAAAGAGAUCCAUGA
Molecule: messenger RNA, 1683 nt
Organism: Botrytis sinoallii
Lineage: Eukaryota; Fungi; Ascomycota; Leotiomycetes; Helotiales; Sclerotiniaceae
Exons: 9
Coding region: 1-1683 (560 amino acids)
Biological process (GO): transmembrane transport
Cellular component (GO): membrane
Molecular function (GO): transmembrane transporter activity
Source: RefSeq, a predicted model, not a curated record